GAGGAGGAUGAGGUGGAGGAAAGAAGAGAGAAAUCUAAAAGAGAUAAGAAGAAGAAAAAAUGUGAGAUCAAGAAAAUAAUAUAUUUUUUUCGUCUCGUCUCGUUAAACUUUUUUGUGUGUGUGUGUGUGUGUGUGUGUUCUUCUCCCUGA
Molecule: messenger RNA, 150 nt
Organism: Bipolaris oryzae ATCC 44560
Lineage: Eukaryota; Fungi; Ascomycota; Dothideomycetes; Pleosporales; Pleosporaceae
Exons: 1
Source: RefSeq, a predicted model, not a curated record